This is a messenger RNA of Rotaria sp. Silwood2, 1002 nucleotides long. Lineage: Eukaryota; Metazoa; Rotifera; Eurotatoria; Philodinida; Philodinidae. The record is from the annotation of a GenBank genome assembly.
AUGUAUUUUAAUACAGCAUCAAGUGGUGAUAUACUUGUUUCAAAUAAAAAACAAGAUCUUGAUAUAUUUUUAAAUAAUCUUAAACAACAAUAUACAUUUUUACCUGACCCUGGUUUAGAAGCUCCAACACCCGUUUUCUUUUGUACAAUUGAAACAUAUUCUGAAAGUGGACAAAAACAACUUGAUUUUGCACUUAAAAAUAUAAACCGUGAAGAUCCAUCAUUACGUGUACGUAUUGAUGAACAAACAGGUCAAACCAUACUAUUAGGUAUGGGAGAAUUACAUAUUGAUAUAAUACGUGAUCGAUUAAAACGUGAAUAUGGACUUGAAACAUAUCUUGGUCCAUUAAAUGUUAAUUAUCGUGAAACACCAAAAAAAACUAUUCAACAAACAAUUGUUUGGAAUUCAACAAUCAAUGAAAGACAUGCUACAAUUUCGAUAACACUUUCUAUUGAACCAAUAAUUUCAGAUGAUAAGAGAAUUAUUUCAUUUUCACAAAUUCAAAUCAUACGAACGGAAGAACAAAAUUUCGAACAUUUAAGACAAGAACAUAUUGAAGCGAUUAAUCAUGGUGUUCGCCUUGCUCUAUCAACAGGACUUAUCAAAGGUGCUGAAGUAGUCAAUAUUCAAGUAAAAUUACAUGAUGUUCAAUUAACAGGAUCUAUAUCACCAGCACUUUACUCAGCAGCAGCUUCCGAUUGUGUUCGAGCAUGUCUUCGUCAUGCUGAUUGUGUUCUUCUUCAACCAAUGAUGCGUGUUGAAGUAAUUUGUGUCGCUGAUCGUACACAAAUUGUAUUAGAUGAUUUAGCUCGAAGACAUAGUCAAAUUAUUGAUGUACAACAAGGUAUUAGUGGUGGAUUACAAGAGUCAAUGAGUACUCUAAUAACAAGAACACCAUUAGCUGAAUUAAUUGGUUAUAGUUCAACAUUAAGAACAUUAACAAGUGGACAAGCAGAUUUUACACUUGCUAUUGAUGGUUAUGAACCAGUACGAAGUCAUUAA